Molecule: messenger RNA, 447 nt
Organism: Racocetra fulgida
Lineage: Eukaryota; Fungi; Glomeromycota; Glomeromycetes; Diversisporales; Gigasporaceae
Source: the annotation of a GenBank genome assembly
AACGAACCUAAUUAUAUAAACAAACCCGAUUAUAUAAACGAACCCGAUUAUAUGAACGAACCUGAUUAUAUGAACAACCCCGAUUAUAUGAACGAACCUAAUCAUAUGAACGAACCCAAUUAUAUGAAUAAACCUGAUCAUAUGAACGAACCUGAUUAUAUGAACGAACCUGAUCAUAUGAAUGAACCUGAUUAUAUGAAUGAACCCGAUCAUAUGGACGAACCCAAUUAUAUGAAUAAACCCGAUUAUUGUUUUGAACCCGAUCAUUUUUUUGGUCCUGAUUUUUAUUUUGAACCCGGUCUUUUUGAAUCUAACCUUGUUGAUAAUCAAACAGCUUCCGCAUUGACCUUUCAAAAGUCUCAUCUUUGUGAGUCUAAUACAAUGCUGGCUAAUAAUAAUUCACUUGACAGUGAAUCAGAUGAAUCUAAUGACUCACCUUUAGAAUUG